UUCGAUUAAUCUGAGGGCGGGUGGAUUUCCCGGGGCUGCACAUGCGCACCGCAGCGAAAUAGCGUCUCCCCCGAGAUCUGGACGGCCCGGAAGCGGAGCGUCCCCCAUCACAGGCUGGAUGCAGGAUUCGGGAACCGAAGCGGAAGGGAAGGCAAGCGGGUGGCAGUUUUCUUUCAUUAAGUUUUGUGUUUCUCCUACUGAAACCAAUCAGCUUCCUAGAAACUUUAUAUGAAAUUCUGAUAAGAUUCAAAAAUGUCAACAGAUAUCAAGAAUAAUGGCUUUGAAGAUGACAGUAUAACAGAGCACAUCAUGAUAGACCAAAGCUCAUUAUCUCCUAUAGUUGCUGAAUAUGAUAAACAUCUUGGAGAAAUGAAUGAACAACUGAAAUACUGCCAGAUGCAGAUGAAAGAAAUGAGGCUAAAGCUUGAGCAAGUCAUCAAAGAAAAUGAAAGAUUGCAUGAGGAGUUAAAAGAAGCAAUUGAAAAGCAGUUGGAAGCUCUGCCAUCUGGUUCUGUUUCAAGGGAUGCUACAUUUAUGGAUGAAAACUUAGUAAGAAACCUUCAAGAACAGUUGCAACUAGCAAAUAAAGAAAAAGAACAUGUCCUAGAACUUUGGCAGAUGGUUUCACGGGAAUUGGAGCGACUUCAACAGAUAUACCAGGAACACAUGACAGAAGCACAAAUUCAUAUUGUGGAAAGGCAGAAGCAAAACAUUAAUCAUGUGUUUCUCAAAACGGUAACGGAACAAAAUGUAGAGCUGGAACAGCUGCGCAAGCAACAAAGACAAUCCAAAUUGGACUUGAGAACCACAGCUGCAAAAGCUGAUGAAAUGAUGGGACUCAUUGAGGAUCUUCGCAGCCAAGUAAACAGAAAGGAAGAAGAGGUCCUGACUGCUCAUGAAAAAGAGGAGGCGUCAGAUAAACACUUAAAGGAAUUGCAGUCAAGCAUAAAACAGUUGGAGACAAGACUUUGUGUAGCUACAAAAGAUUCUAAACAGCUAAGAUCAGAAAGAACAAAUCUUGAAAAAAAAAUUCAAGAGCUGCAAACAAAAUGUGUGAAUAUAGAAGAAGAGAAGUAUGAUGCUGUAGCAAAAGUCCGAGACAGCAUGCAACUCAUAGAAGAAGCUAAUCUCCAGAAGAGUCAGGCAAUGCUAUCAGAGAAACAAAAAGAAGAGGAAAUUGAAACUAUGAAACAAGCCAUUUCUCAGCUGCUUCAAGAUGCUGCUUUAAGAACUAGGAAACAAGUAGAAAACGAGAGGAAACGAUACAAUAUUCAGAUUUCACGUGUAACAGAAGAACUUACUGCACUUCAGAUGGAAUGUGGAGAAAAACAAAGCCAACUAGAGCGAGCUAUUAGAGAAAAGCAAGCAGUUGAAGAAGAACUAGAGAAGGUGUAUCGUGAAGGUAGAGGAAACGAAGCUGAUUAUAGAAAACUAGAAGAGCUUUACCAGAGAUGUCUGAAUGCUGAACGUAUAAAAGAUGAUCUCCAUCUUAGUUUGCAAACAGCACAAAACAAAAUUAAGCAACUGGAACUGAAAUGUGAAGAAGAGAAAUGCCGUUGCCAAGAAAAUAUGUGCAAACUGCAAAGUAUUCUUCAUUCUGAAAGGGAGAAAUGUGGAGCUAUAAGUGAAGAGCGCUUAAAGCUGCAACAAGGGAAUGAACAGCUUCAAAAAGAAAUGGAAAACUUGAAAAAGCUGACAAUGGAGGCACAACAUUCUGCAAAAUUAAAGAUAAGUACAAUGGAGAAUGAGCAUUUACUAAAAGAACAUGGGUUUGAAAUUCAACUGAAAGAGAUGGAAGAUGUAAAUCAAAACUCAGUAACUGAACUUAGACGCCUGUUGAUGGCUCAACAAAAAGCAACAAAUCGUUGGAAGGAGGAAACAAAGAAAAUAACAGAAAUAACUGAAUCCAGAAUAAAUUGUCUAAAAACCGAGCUGAGUCGUCAAAAGCUUCACACCCAAGAAUUAUUUUAUCAACUGGAAAGAGCAAAUGAAAAGGUUAUUGAGAGCGAAAAAUUAAUGAGGGAACAUCAAGAAAAAGUCAACCGACUUCAAAAUCGACUAAAUCAGGCAGAAGAGAGAGCAACUACAGCAACUCAACAGCUCAGCGCCAUAACAUUGCAGAAGAAAAAGGCUGCCUACUUGAUAGAGCAAAAAGAAAUGUAAAAUAAUAGGUCCUUUCAUAGUGUAUAUGUACAGGUUGCCGAAAAGUACCUUUGGAGCCUUAGAAUGUAUCAUGUAAAAUAUUUUCCAGAUAAUACUUCAUUACUUUAUAAAACAAAUGUAUUUAUUCCUAUUCACAACAAACAUUAAGCAGACAGCUGAGAAAAUAUGUAAAAAAAAUAUGGAGGUGCUGUCAAGCGGCUGCUAGCGAGCACAGGGCACUGUCCCUUACCCAGCCAUCCGAUUGUAAUCCAAAACUCCAGAGGCUCCAAUUGGGGCUCUGGUGGCUAGCAGUGGCUCUCUCCUUCCCCUGAUUAGCGCGGCGGCCAUUUUGAAAGCACUUUUUACCGGCCACUGACUGAAGCUCCGGCUGGCUUCCGAAGACGCCGAGAGGUGGUGGCCAUUUUUGACACAUUUGCUCCUAUCGGCAUCCGAACACCAUGGGAAGCCUGAAACAGUACGCAAAAGCCCCUCAGACGCAGACAGCCUCCAGGGAGCGCGUAAUCUAGUCCGGGGCGCCGGCAAGAUUAGCCUCUCUCCACCCACUUCCACAGGCAACAGGAUAGGCGGCAUUGGAGAUUCCUUGGCUAGGCCAUAUUCCUGACCUCUGGAUGUUCUGCGAGCGCUGCCAAGCCGGCUGGCUCGCACUGGGUGCCACUCUACUGCAGCAGCCCCACGUCAGUACCAAUGAAGAUCCAGCACAACUGCCUCAGAGGAAUCAUCAUGGCAGAUGGAUGUUUGGAGGCACAAGGGGACCUGGCAGGGCCCUCUUUGAAGCGCAGUAGGCCAGAUCCUCCUCAACAUGGGGGGAAAGAGUGGAAGGGCACUACAGGGAAGGGUUCCCAUGAUUCCUCAAGGAAUAAGGGGCCCCAAGGGGAAGAAACCAGGAAACAAGGCCCCGGGGAAGGCUUCUGAGAAGACCCUGAGGCCAGAGAAAUUGCCUGAGAAUAGGGCUACAGUGAUCAGUCCUUCCCCAGUCAUUCUGGAUGAGGGGGACCCCUCACCCUCUCAGGGAGAUCGGUCCCCAUCCUUCAUUGACAGUGAAUCCCUGGAUCGCUCCCAUGAUACCUCACUGGGUUACCCAGAUUCCCCUAGUAUUUUUUUUUUUUUUAGUAUUUUAUUAGGAUUUAUAGGCC
This is a messenger RNA of Thamnophis sirtalis, 3296 nucleotides long. It is a transcript of the gene SCLT1, whose product is annotated as sodium channel and clathrin linker 1. Lineage: Eukaryota; Metazoa; Chordata; Lepidosauria; Squamata; Natricidae. Gene Ontology annotation, biological process: cilium assembly; clustering of voltage-gated sodium channels. Gene Ontology annotation, cellular component: centriole. The record is from RefSeq and is a predicted model, not a curated record.